Molecule: messenger RNA, 1700 nt
Organism: Ziziphus jujuba (common jujube)
Lineage: Eukaryota; Viridiplantae; Streptophyta; Magnoliopsida; Rosales; Rhamnaceae
Product: probable aspartic proteinase GIP2
Exons: 1
Coding region: 261-1583 (440 amino acids)
Biological process (GO): proteolysis
Molecular function (GO): aspartic-type endopeptidase activity
Source: RefSeq, a predicted model, not a curated record
AAUAAAUGAAUAAAUAAUCACUCUAGUAGGCAUACAACACUAGGUUCUUCAAGGCAAAAUCUAGUACCAAAGUGGUCAUUUCUUUCAGCUAAGAUUAAGAGCUAGAAUCUUUUUACCUUCAACAUCAAAAAAAUAAAAAUAAAAAUUUCCCAAUCUUUGACUUUUUUGUAACAUAUUCUUCGAAAAUGACCCAAUAAAUAUCCCACCACUCUUGCCAAAAGGACCCAAAGUUAUCCGCCACUCUUAUACUCUUUCCAGCAAUGGCUUCCAACCUGUUCUUCAAUCUCUUUCUCUUUUAUUGUCUUUUCUUCUCCAUCAUCAUCUUCCCCUCCAUAGCCAAAACUUCUUUUAGACCAAAAGCUCUCCUCCUUCCUCUAUACAAAGACCCUUCCACCCUCCAAUACCUUACCAAAAUCAAACAAAGAACCCCUCUGGUUCCCAUCAAACUCACAGUAGAUCUUGGUGCUGAAUUUCUUUGGGUAGACUGCGAGCAAGGUUAUGUCUCCUCCACCUUUAAGUCACCUCUUUGCAGCUCAGCUCCGUGCUCUCUUCUCUAUCCCAAGAUCUGCGGUCGCUGCGUUUCACCCACUUUCUUGCCAGGCUGCAAUAUUGAUAACAUAUGCAUUAUCCAUCCCUACAAUCCUUUGAUCUGGACAUUCAUCAGCGGUAGGUUAUCCCAAGACAUGUUCUCCAUUCAGACCACCAACGGCUUCAAUCCAGGUAGACAUGUUUCUCUGCCUAACUUUCUCUUCUCUUGUGGGGACACUUCCCUCUUGCAAGGUCUGGCUAGCGGUGUCAAGGGCAUGGCUGGUUUGGGAAGGACCAAAAUUGGACUACCUUACCAAUUUGCUGCUGCUUUUAGCUUAAAGAGAAAGUUCGCUAUUUGCUUGAGCUCUUCAACAAGAUCUAAAGGUGUCAUAUUCUUUGGCGAUGGUCCUUUUGCUUUUCUUCCUAACAUUGAUCUCUCUAAGUCUCUUACUUAUACUCCACUCCUCAUCAACCCUAUAAGCACCGGCGGAUUUCUCUAUCCGGGCAAGAAAUCUGCAGACUACUUCAUAGGAGUAAAGUCUAUAAAGAUCAAUGACAAAGUUGUCCACUUGAAUACUUCUUUGCUAUCAAUUGACAAUAAAGGUAGAGGUGGAACGAAGAUUAGCACAGUCGAUCCUUAUUCAGUCCUGGAGACCUCCAUAUAUAACGCUUUCAUCGAUGCAUUUGAGAAAGCAAUGGGAGAUCAAGUGACAAGAGUAGCAGCUGUGGAACCAUUUGGGGCUUGCUUUAACUCGACCGGUAUUGGAAGUACUAGAGUUGGUGCGGCUGUGCCGACCAUUGACCUUGUGUUGCAGAAUAACAAUGUGUUUUGGAGGAUAUUUGGAGCAAAUUCCAUGGUUGAGGUUAGGAAGGAUGUUCUGUGCCUUGGAUUUGUUGAUGGAGGUGUUGGAGCAAAGGCUUCCAUUGUGAUUGGAGGGCAUCAAUUGGAAGACAAUUUUCUUCAGUUCGAAUUAGAUUACAACAGGCUUGGAUUCAGCUCCUCAUUGCUCUUCAGACAAACCACGUGCUCCAACUUCAACUUUACGACUAAUUAAUAUUUAUGCCUAAAAGUAAACCUCAUGAGGUCAACCAUGUUGUUUUUUUACGAAAGAUGCAUCUAAUUGACUAGUUCUGAUUUAAAUAAGGAUUUUCCACACUAGUGGAUGGUGCUA